AUGGAUUAUUCUCAUAAUUUAUACACUGGUUCUUCAUUCCAACUACUCUUAUGGGCUUUAGACCCUCUAGUCAUUUUUGGAACUCAUUUACCAUCAGAUGAAAAUGAAAGCAAUAUAGGUGGAACAAACAAUAACAAAGAUAAUAAUAAUAAUAAUAAUAAUAACAGUACUGAACUUUUACUCGAUAACAUUACAGAUGAAGAAUUAAUAGAAAUUUUAACAUUAACAGACAUAGAUAAAUCAAUACCAAAAAUCACUUCAAACCAAUUCGAUAUAUUGAGAAAAAAAAUGUUUAGCAAAACUCCAUUAUUUAAAUCUUUUAACCCCUUCCUCAGAAUUACACACCAAUCGACAACCGAAUUGGCUAUCAUAGAAAGAAAAACUUCUAUCUUAACUCGAUCAAUAUUAAACCUCCAGAAAAACAAUUUAUUUGCAGAUUUAAAUUUUAUAAUAGAUAUUUAUUAUUGUAUUCUCGGUUUAAUUAUCAUUGAUUAUAAACAUUAUACAGACUUUGAUUGCAAUGAAGUAAACAUAAUGCUUGGUGGCUAUCAUUUUUGCCAAAAUCUUUAUUGA
Molecule: messenger RNA, 573 nt
Organism: Ascoidea rubescens DSM 1968
Lineage: Eukaryota; Fungi; Ascomycota; Saccharomycetes; Ascoideales; Ascoideaceae
Exons: 3
Coding region: 1-573 (190 amino acids)
Source: RefSeq, a predicted model, not a curated record